ACGCACGUGUUUAUUUUUCUGAGAUCCUAUUGGCGGCUGUGGGAUUUGAAAAAGUUCUCUAAUGAGAGGCGGAGCCGGGAAUUUUCAAAAUCUGAGCUACAUCAACGGGAGUCUAAAGUAGGCUGAUUGCUACAAUGAACAGGCAGGGGAAGUUCAGGACGCCCCGCAGGCCUAAAAGGCCUGUGAACAACCAGAAAGACCCGGUCGGAGUCUACUGUCGUGUGCGGCCUCUCAGUGGGGGAGAGGAAGAAUGCUGCAUUGAGGUCAUCAGCAGCACCACCAUCCAACUUCACGCUCCAGAAGGGUUUAAAGUUAACCGCAAUGGAGAAUACAAAGAGACGCAGUACUCUUUCAAAAAAGUCUUUGGAGUCUCUGUAUCUCAGGUCGAGCUCUUUGAGCAUGUGGCCAGACCUCUUGUUGAUGAUCUUAUUCAUGGAAAAAAUGGUUUACUCUUUACAUACGGAGUGACAGGAAGUGGGAAGACGUUCACCAUGACUGGCUCUCCAGGUCAAGGAGGAUUGCUGCCUCGGUCCCUCGACAUGAUUUUCAACAGUAUCGGGCCCUACCAAGCUAAACGAUAUGUUUUUAAGACCGACGAUAAAAACGGAAUGGAAAUCCAGGGCGAGGUCGAUGCGUUGUUGGAGCGCCAAAGGAGGGAAAACAAUUUGCCUGUUCCAAAAACGCCUUCCUCCAGACAAAAGAUUGACCCUGAAAUGGUGGACAUGAUCACCCCUGAGGAGGCUUGUAAAGCAGAUGGCGUGGACGAAGACAGCAGCUACAGCGUCUUCGUGUCUUACAUAGAAAUCUACAACAACUACAUCUACGACCUGCUGGAAGAAACGCAGGAAGACGUAGUCAAACCAAAGUGGAAUGGUGGAGGUACUCCUGUGCGCCAGAACACUGAGUUUAUACCGCCUCAAUCUAAAAUCCUGAGAGAAGAUCAGAACCACAACAUGUAUGUGGCGGGCUGCAUGGAGGUGGAAGUGAAGUCAGCUGAGGAGGCCUUUCAAGUCUUCUGGAGAGGUCAAAAGAAGAGGAAGGUUGCAAACACUCGUCUGAAUCGCGAGUCGAGUCGCUCACACAGCGUGUUCAUCAUCAAGCUGGCCCAGGCUCCUCUCGAUGCAGACGGCGACAAUGUUCUUCAGGACAAGAACCAAGUGAGUGUCAGUCAGCUGUGCCUGGUCGACUUGGCUGGAAGUGAACGCACCGGCAGGACAGGAGCUGAAGGCACUCGGAUUCGUGAAGCAGGCAACAUUAACCAGUCUCUGCUCAAUCUGAGGACGUGCAUCGAGACACUUAGAGAGAACCAGAUGUGCGGCACAAACAAGAUGGUGCCUUACAGAGACUCCAAAGUGACCCACCUGUUUAAGAACUACUUUGACGGAGAAGGAAAAGUCAAAAUGGUCGUUUGUGUCAACCCUAAAGGGGAAGACUAUGAGGAAACUCUGCUGGUGAUGCGGUUUGCAGAGAUGACUCAAGAAGUGGAAGUGGCCCGUCCUGUCGACCGGCCCAUCUGUGGCCUCACUCCUGGGCGGCGGCACAAAAACCAGGCGUUCAAAGAGGAGUUGUGCAAGCUGGAUGAGCGUGGCGCUCCGAUAGAGACAGAUUUGACCUCCUUCAUCAACCACCUGGCGCUCAGCCUCCCACCUCUACCCUCCUGUGAGCUGACCGACCCGAGUGACGACGUCACGCUGCCCCGGCUAAUCGAUGCUCUGCACAACAGACAGAGGAUCAGACAGACCAUAAUGGAGGAAUACAACAGAGCAGCCAACACAAUGAAGUCUUUGCUCCAGGAGCUGGACUCCAACCUCAUUUCCAAAGAAAACUUUAUUCAUGAGCAAAACGGAAAGCUGAUAGAAAAGGACAAAAUCAUCCAGAACAACAGGGCAGAGAUUGAACGUUUGGAAAAGAAGGCUAAAAUGCAAGAACACAAGAUGGACAUUCUGCAGAAAACAACAAAAAUCUACGAAGACGAUAAGCGGUCUCUGCAGCAGGAGCUGGAGACCCGGGAGCAGCGGCUGCAGAGGGAGCUCGGGGAGAAGAUGCGUUUGGAGCAGCGCAUGCACGGCGCGGUUUCAGACACCCAGCAUAAGUGGGAGAAAGAAUGCGAGCGGCGAGUAAAUGCGAUGCAGCUCGAGAUGCAGAACAAGCUGUGGGUGAAAGAUGAAAAGCUAAAGCAGCUCAAAGCAAUCGUGGUGGAGAGCAAAGGUUCUGCCCGUCCCGAUCCUCCACCACGCCAGAGCCGGCCUCAAAGACCCCCCAGAGACGAAUGCCCCCCGCCAAAGAGAUCCGCCUCACCCUCUCCUCUUCCGAGCCCCGUUCAUUCUCCCCCCGUCACUCCAGUGACAGAGUUUCAGCCAGUCAGUUCUCCUAAGGUUGAGGAGGUUGAGAUGAACCCCAGGCUGGAUGUUCCCACUCCCAGCAGCGGUAGCUCUUUAUCUGUAGCUGAGUCCAUCACUUCAUGGGAGCGGCGGGCAGCUGUGGAGAACAGGCAGGGUACCCCGAGUGCUAGCACGCCUAAAAGAGACGAGUCUCCUGCAGGUUCUUCAAGCAGCAUAGAGAAGAAGACAGUGUGCUACAGGAGGAGAAAGGGAGGCUGCUUUGCAUCCCCUACCUUUGCCCUAGACCUAAUUGAGAGAAGCUACAGGACUACCACACCAGUGCGGCCUCUGCACCGGAGGUCCCGUUCUGCCGGCGCCGAAAAGUGGGUCGACCACAAGCCGACCUCCAGCCUGGAUUUGGGGACCGUCUUGCAGCCCGUCAUUCCCAACGCCAUCCAGGUGUCGGCGCCCAAUGAGAAGGCCCUGUCAAAGUGUGACAGAUAUGUGCUGACGCACCAGGAGGUCGCCUCGGACGGCGAGGUCCAGACCAAACUCAUUAAGGGGGAAGUGAUUAAGACCAGGGGAGGAGGUCAAGCAGUUCAAUUCACUGACAUUGAGACACUGAGACAGGAGCUCACCACAGCCCCAAGCCGCAAGAGGAAAUCGUCAGAAAACGUUCCCUCUAGUGGAGAUCAGCAAGAUGGAGCCUGGACUGACGUGGAGACAAGGUGCUCCAUGGCCGUGGAGAUGAAGGCCGGCUCCAACGCGGGCCCUGGUUAUGAACAUCACGGGAUCACCAAGCGCAGAAAACCCUGAACUUCAGACGGCUGCACCCCUCCUGUCCUCAAUGCUCUGAAUUUGUGCAAUAAUCUCAGCUUUUAUUAUUAUUUUAGGUAUAGUCACAAUAUUUAAAUAUUUUCCACACUUUUAUAUAUGCAAAAUAUGUAUGUAUGUAGGUCACCAAAUCUUGAUUGUGGAUAUUUUUUCUUCCAUUUUUUUUCCUUUUCUUCCUAAAGUUGUGUUACUGGGUUGAGUCACAUGUUCUGCUUAAUGCUUCCUGUGGCUUUUACCUUUAAAAAAUGUUGAAAGCAGCAAAAGUUGCUGUCUUCAAGUGCCAUUUAUGUCAUGUAUAAAUAUGUUUGUUUACCUUGAAAUCAAAUCUUUUUUGUGAACUCUUUGAAUGAAGUUGAUGACAAGUGAAGAACCAGUUGGAGCCACUAGAUGGCAGCACAGGACAUCAGAAUAUUGUAGUCUGGGGAACAGACAGGACUUGCACAAAGGUUAUCCAGUGUCAUUGUAGAUAUACUUGCUAUAAAGUGUGACAUUUCCACUUA
Messenger RNA from Oryzias melastigma (Indian medaka), 3655 nucleotides. It is a transcript of the gene kif23, whose product is annotated as kinesin family member 23. Gene Ontology annotation, biological process: microtubule-based movement. Bases 135 to 3137 code for a protein of 1000 amino acids. The record is from RefSeq and is a predicted model, not a curated record. Gene Ontology annotation, molecular function: ATP hydrolysis activity; ATP binding; microtubule motor activity. NCBI's taxonomy places the organism in Eukaryota, Metazoa, Chordata, Actinopteri, Beloniformes, Adrianichthyidae. The transcript has 24 exons. Gene Ontology annotation, cellular component: nucleus; microtubule; kinesin complex.